UUUAGUGUUAACAUCAGUUUCUCUCAGAGGGAGAAGGACAUUGGAGCGGACUAAACAGACUCAUCUGACCCGAAUUAACUUGAACACGCUCAAUAUUUCCCGGAGGACUUUACGACUAAAACAGAAAAGAGGAUGUGUUUUACGAUGUGAUGUCUGAUGUUAUAUAUAAUCGAGUUAUGACCUGAAAACCCACAAACAUGAAGUCCACAACGAAAGCAGUUUCUUGGAGUGGCGUUUUGCUCCUGUUUCUCUGGACAUGUGCAAGUGGACAACAGUCCUGUCCUGUAGAGAAGAUGAGACCAGAGUUACAACCUCCAAAUGAAACACAAUCCCAGCUGACCCUCAACAGUGCCUUUAUGACUCCAAUUGUGCAUUCAUUCCUGGGACUUGUCCAGCCCAAUCCAUUCCCUAAAGAUCUGCUGGUCAGAAUGAUAAACAACUUUAAUUCAAACACACAAACGGAGAUGGUUAAAGAGGUUUUAAAUUACGAGAAAGGUUUUCUGGUUUGCGUGGCCAUUGGGAUCCUCUACAUUGUCCUGAUGCCUCUAAUUGGCCUAAUCUUCGCCUGCUGUCGUUGCUGUGGUAAUUGCGGGGGCCGUAUGCAACAAAAACAGACAUCCAGCACAAACUGCAAGCGAAGAAGCAUUUACUGCUCCACAUUUAUCAUCACUGUACUUAUUCUGGCAGGGAAUAUUUGCAUGUUCCUGAGCACUACAUACACCUCAGAGACUGUGAAGAGCAGCUCCAAAGAAAUCACAGGCAUCUUAGAUGAUGUCAAAGGAUAUGUUAGUUCUAUUCCUCAGCAAAUACAACAAGUGUUGGAUGAGAGCUCUGUCACGGUGGAUCAAGUCAAAAACAAUUUAAAGGAAACAGGACCUUUGCUUGGUGGAUUGAUCCAAAAUGGCCUUAAAGAUUCCCUCGACCCAGCAUUCAACUCUAUUAUUCAAAUAGCCCAAGUGAUAAACAGCACCAGCGCUGGACUCCUGCAUGUCAAUGAAACCUUGGGACAGCUGAAACCGAACAUUGAUGCUCUGAAAACUAAUUUUUCAGCAGUGAGGCAGCGGAUUAACAACACUAUGAAUCAGCCAGAAUGUAUGAACUGCUCUUCCCUACAGCAAGUAGUGGACAAACUAUCACUGGAAGGAAGUCUUGAAUUUUCAGAUCAAAAUGACCUGAGUUCUGCUGUAGACAAGGCUAGAAAUGCUGAUGUCAUCGGACAGGCAAAUAAGGGGAGAGACUUCUUUGACAGUAUUCCACAAAAGGUGCAAAAUGAGACCCAAGAAAGUGUGGGGUCGGCUCUUUUACAGCUUGAUGGAAUAAAAGAUAAGAUUUCAGGUGUAUCCAAAAACCUUUCUCUUGACUUUUUGAAGACUUUUCCAAAUGAAAUAUCCACCAUACAGCGGUCUGUCUCAGUGUAUUCUCCAGAGGUAGAGAGAGCAAGUCUAAUCAGCCGGGCUAUUGGACUGAUCCUGAGCUGUCUGAUUUUGCUGGUGGUGGUCUGUAAUCUUCUGGGUCUGCUGUUGGGUGCAGCUGGAUUAAAUCCUAAACAGAGUCCAACUGAACGCUCCGGCACAUCCAACUGUGGCGGAAUAUUCUUCAUGGUAGGCGUAGGCUUCAGCUUUCUGAUCUCCUGGAUCUUCAUGUUAGUGGUGUUGAUACUUUUCAUCGUGGUUGGUAAUACCUACACCCUGGUUUGUGUACCAUGGCAGAGCAAGCAACUCAUUCAGGUUAUUGACACUCCAGGACUGAUUCCAGGGUUCAACCUGUCCAAGACUUUGAAUAUGAACAUAAGCCUGAACAUUUAUAAUAUCUACAGCGAUUGUGAACAGAACGCACCUCUGUGGACCACACUUCAUCUAAAUGAGCUCUUUGACCUAAAUGAUUACUUAAAUGUUUCAAUGUACACACAGGAGAUUUAUCAGCGCUUCGAGGCAGCACAAAUCAACAUAGCAAACAUCACCAUUCUAAGUCCGGAUAUAAAGUCCCAGCUCAACAACUUCUCUAAGAGUGCCAGUUCUAUGAACUUCAGCAACAUCAUUCAGCAUAUCAAUGAUGUGUCAAGAACUAAUCUGAGCUCAGCAGCGGACAGUCUGGAUCUGUUGGCUGACAAACAGAGCAAUCAAAAUAUCUCAAACCAACUGCAUGGAGAAGCUAAAGAUCUGCGAGACAUCCAGGCUGAUAUCACAUCAAAUAUUAUGCCUUUGCUGCUGGAGCUGAACUCCACCAUUAAUAAUCUCAGCGCAGUUGCAUCUCAAAUCAAUGCAUCUGUUCAGAAUGUUCUCCAAAAUGUUGGCUAUGCUCAGGACAUUCUGAACUACAACGUAUCUCAAAUAGUGAGAGCUGAGAGCAAGGUAUUCGUAGACUGUCAGAUGAAGAACUUUCUGGCAUAUAUCCAGUGGGCAAAUCAGACGAUCACUGGGAAUGUUGGUCGUUGUAGACCUGCAGCCGCAGCAAUAGACAGAACAGAGAAUCUUCUCUGUAAACACCUAGUAGGAUCUUUGAACGCCUUUUGGUUCAGUUUGGGCUGGUGUAUGUUGUUCCUGAUCCCCAGCAUCAUUCUCUCUGUUAAACUGGCCAAGUACUACCGCAGGAUGAAGUAUUCAGAUGUGUAUGAGAACAAUAACUUCCCGAUGCAUCCUUUCCCAAAGGCCAACCUCAAACCUGAGUUCGUGGAAAAUGUGAAACAAUGAUGUGUACUGUCCUGUGAUUUACACACACUCAUCCUUAAAUCAGUCAGUUCAACCAGAGGGAAGAAAAUAGGCAGCGAAUAUAGAAAAAAACAAUGCCAAAAAUAGAUUUUCAUUUAUUUUUUUACUUAUAGUGGCACAGAUUGUUAAUAUCAUUUCUUUUGUCUAAUGAUUUCAACACUUGGGCUGUAUCUGAAAUCGGCCUAUACCCUUAUUCACUACUCCCUAAAUUAUUCCACUAAUAUAGUCCACUUAAAGGAGUGAGUAAAAAGGAGCAAGCUUGCUUGCCAUUUUGUUUGUGCUUUGCUUGAUAAAUCCCUUAGAUUAGAUUUUCAAAUUCUUGGAUAGACCUUUUGAUAGCUAUUUAACAUUUAGUAAGCUACGUAUAUAUUAGUAAUGAAACAAAGCAUUUUGAUUUUAGUCAUGUAAACAAACUUAAAUUUAACAAAUUAACUUUAACUUUAGAAAAGUACAGGAUGAAGAACUACACUGUUCCAAUUUACUGAACUACACUGUUCCAAUUUACUGAACUACACUGUUCCAAUUUACUGAACUACACUGUUCCAAUUUACUAUGACCUUUAAAAUGAUAAUAAAAUGAUUCUGUAGAAGUAAUUUACAGCUUUAACCCAAAGAAUGACCCAUCAGUCAGAUGAAGAAGAGCCGGAGUCAGAGAUUCAAAUAAAUAAAUGAAGUUUACUGAAGAUAGUUUGCAGUUUCAUCAGCAGAAGCCAGCUUCAACACUCACAAUGAGUUCCUGUGCUUACAAUCACAAAUCAGUAACAAUUAUACUUUCACAUAACGUCAUUAACUGCAUCAUACAUAUAGGUGUUCUAACCUGAUUGGUUAAAACACAGAUAGACUAGGACAAUUCCCACAUGGGUGCGUGCGUACAAUUCUGAACAAUAUCUUAAGCAUAUAAACGUCAGACGUCCACUAGACUGUUUAGAGCUGACUCCAGACCUGUGAAACAGUUCCACAAUCAAAUAGAACACACACACUUAAAGUACGAUCUGUUUCUUACCCAAGGCUGAGUGUACUCUCAGCUGUCUUUAUCAAAACUGGUUAAAACCGGUCUAAUCUACAUUCAGGCAGUUGUAAUAUCUUUACUAUACAAAAUCUAUCUUGAAUAAAAAGUAGAAUCUCUUUAAAAGAAUUAACCGUAAAAAUAGCAAAAUCACUUUAGACAUUUUCGAUAGGAUUAACUCAUAGAAAUAACAAUAAUAGAAACAGUUGUUUCCAGUCCUCACCCCUUCAGUUCCACUCGAGGUCUCUGUGACCUCUGACCUAGUUUGGUGGCUCCUGAAAAUAGUUACAAAGAGACAGGAAGCUCACUGAACAUUCUUAUAUUAAGCAAUGUGUUAACUUUAUUCAUUAUUCAAAAAUCAUUUCAAAGUGAAAUACUUAAUCAAAUAACCAUAUUUAAUAAAAUGAGAAAGAGGAUGAUGAGAAAAGGAUAAACGUUGAUCCAGGUAGAAAUCUGAAUCCUUCAAUUUCACUAGGAUUUCAUUUUGGACGUCCACUUUUAGGAUUUCCACCUUCAGCUGUGGAAAUUGAUGCGGCACACAAACUCUCACAGUGCAUUAUGCGUAUUCUCUAGCCGUUGAGUGUACAUUGGUUAUACACUCAUUAUUGCAAUGCAUUGUAGGAUUGAUCCACAUCAGCUAUGCUUUCAGACACCACUACAAAUAGCUGCUCCUUCAAAUAGUGCACUAUUUAAGGGUAUAGGGGUGAUUUUUGGAUGCAGUCUUAAUAUUUAUAUGAAAAGCAUAUAUUUACUGUUACACAUGUUCAUUUUUUUGUAUUGUAAUUGGAGUCUGAACAUUAGAAAGCACUUUAUGAGGUCCUGGGAUUUACAUUUAUGAUUUUUUUCCCAAGACGUAUAUAUAGAUAUUCUGUUAUAUCAUUGUGUUUUAUUUAUAAAUACAACAUUUCAGUAAUACUGUUCUAAUGAGGAGUAUGUUAAUGAAUAACUGUAUUACAGUAAUAUCCACACAGACUGAUGAUAUUGUUCUGUUUUGUAAUUUGUAAUAUAUUUAAAUGUUCAAGCUUUUCAAUGGCAUAGUUCGCCCGAAAAUGACUUUUUACUCGCAUUUUACUGACCCUUACAUGGUUUAAUUAUAAUUUUUAUGUUGAACACUAAAGAAAAUAUUUUGAAGUUUGUGGUACUGAUUCGUCGUUUGAAUGGGCCUUAAUUGCAAAGACAGUUGUGCACCUCAGCUGUGGAUUCUGAAGUCUGUUAAACAUUUCUUCCUUUUGUUAUGCAUUAAUCACAGUAGUAAUAAAGGGUGCUCAGUGCUCACACAUCCAUGCUGAAGCUGGUUGUUUGGUGUAAAUCAUUUCUUACCACAGUAUAUUUAACCGGAGUAGAAACCCUUCCCCCACGACACACUAUUCCUGUGACCUCACAGCACUACUGCAUACACAUUUGUAUAUUUAAUAAUAAAACAUAUUGUGAUAAUGAA
Messenger RNA from Danio aesculapii, 5151 nucleotides. It is a transcript of the gene prom2, whose product is annotated as prominin 2. Gene Ontology annotation, cellular component: cilium; cell surface; apical plasma membrane. Gene Ontology annotation, molecular function: cholesterol binding. The transcript has 25 exons. Bases 198 to 2690 code for a protein of 830 amino acids. Lineage: Eukaryota; Metazoa; Chordata; Actinopteri; Cypriniformes; Danionidae. The record is from RefSeq and is a predicted model, not a curated record.